Asterias rubens (European starfish) is the source of this 1875-nucleotide messenger RNA. RefSeq names its product 2-oxoglutarate-dependent dioxygenase htyE-like. The coding region runs from base 563 to 1498 and encodes 311 amino acids. The transcript is spliced from 8 exons. Gene Ontology annotation, molecular function: dioxygenase activity. The record is from RefSeq and is a predicted model, not a curated record. NCBI's taxonomy places the organism in Eukaryota, Metazoa, Echinodermata, Asteroidea, Forcipulatida, Asteriidae.
CAGUUUUUAAGUUAAUAUUUGUUUGUUUUGGGUAAUUAUCAAACGUGUACCUUCCCUUUAAAUGUCGGGAAAAGAUAAAUUGUUUAUUGUGAAAUUGUUUGCCUUUAUCCUGUCAUAUCACAUGAGCUUGAACUUAUUAUUUCUCCCCAAACGUUGAAGAAUGCGGGCGAAUCAUGUUAUGGUUUUCGUGUGACGUCAGAGGUCACAUCGUCUAUACAAAAGUUCACCUGAAUCCCUUAACCCCUGCAUGCCUUUUUGUCGGCUAUUACAAUAAGCUGUUGAUAUUGAACGUGGCCCGAUACACUGGUUGUACAGAAGUACAUGUACAUGCUGCAUAAACGCAGUUCUUGGUCGGCACAAUCAUACAUGUACGUUGGGGGAAAGGUUUACAGGUACUUGUAUAUAGAUACCUGGUUACCUGCUGAAGUUUAAUUUUGCCUGGAUUAAGCCAAUAAAGCGGAACGACUUUUCAUAUGAUUAGUUAUGCAGCAUGAUUCCGACAAAUGCAGCCUGACAGCCAGUUUACUACAGCAGCAGUUAAUAUAGUCAAUCAUUCGCCGUGAUGGGUGACUGUACAGAAGCCGGCGUACCCGUAAUUGACUUCAGCGCUUACAGACUGUCACUGACCAAACCAGACACCACUCAGUUUCAGAAACUUGUAGGUGAUGUUCACAAAGCUCUUACAACAAUCGGCUUCUUCUAUAUCGUCAACACGGACUUCCCACAUGCAAAAGUUGACGAGUUGUACAAAGUGUCCAAGGAGUUUUUCGAUCUUCCACUCGAGGGAAAACAAAACCCGCCAAUAUCUGCUAACAGGAGCCAGGGUUACGCCAAAAUCGGCAGGGAACGCCUCAACACGGAUCGACCGUACGGUGACCUGAAAGAGUCAUUUAAUUACUCUGCAGCUACUAAAGAUAAUGAGUGGCCAAUUGAAUCAGCGUGUCCUGGAUUCAAGACUACCAAUAAGGAUUUCUUUGAUCUGUGUGUACCUCUGCAUGACCGAGUCUUGGAAGUCAUGGCCCACGGCCUCAACCUUGAGGACCCUUUGUUUUUCGUGAAGCGCCAUGCAGAGCCUACUAUGAAUUGUCUUCGGACACUGUUCUACCCUUCUCUGAGUGACGUCACUGCCAGGGAGCAACAAGUUCGGUGUGGUGAGCACACGGACUACGGUGCCAUAACGCUGCUGUUUCAACAGAGACCGGGCUUAGAGGUCUGUAAGAGUGAUGGUAGCUAUUUCAGAGUGCCGUUGGUUGAGGGCGGAAUUCUGGUCAAUGUUGGCGACUUGAUGCAGAGAUGGACAUCCGAUCUGUACAUUGCAACGAAACAUCGUGUUCUCUUGGACGAUUCGGCAGAGGAACGGGGCAAGAGUCGCCAGUCAGUCGUUUUCUUUGGCUACCCAAGCAUCGACACCACCAUUGAGUGUAUUGACAAGAGCAACAAAUACCCACCUAUUGACAGCAUGGAGUACUUGGAUUCCAGAUUUUAUGACACGUAUUGAAGACAAUAUUAUAGUAAACCAUGUGACAUUUUAAUAGGUGGAAAUUGAGCAUUAUAUAACAAAUUUCCAGCUAUAUAUCAAAUCGUUGCGGUACCCGUAAAUUACCUCUUUCUAAAAAACACGUUAUUUCGAUGGAGCCGUUUCUCACAUUGUUUGAUCAACAGCUCUCUGUUGCUCGUUACCAAGCAAUUUUGUAUGCUUAUAGCCAUUUUAAGAAAUUACUAACAAGUCCGAUGCCAUUUAAUCCUUAAAUCAAUCGACGUUGCAAUUAAGGACCGAAACUAAAACUUGUUGCACAUCUUUGUGUGCUUGCAGAUGCCUAUAAGAAAGACUUCAUUCAGGCCUGAAGUCUUUUUCAUAUUAAAUAUUUUAGUGAG